CCACCGUGUAGACGCGCGAGGUGAGCUGCGGCGAGAGCACGAGCCCCGGCAUCCUCUUUAACGGUCACAAAACACUAAAUGGUGAACUGAUGAUGAGCGCAUUGGACACUGCUGGACAUAGCUUGGAAGAUUUGUUUUCUUUUUUAACCACUUUUCCACGUAGGCAUCCGUCACAGACAGACUGACUGAUUGAAGACAUUAGGCUACGUUUUGGAGGAUGUUGGUGGAAUUGGAGGUUUCGGGAUGCUGUGAGCCCGGUUCGGAGUAGCGCUGGUUCGGGGUUUCCUUUCGUGGUCAAAGAGAGGACACUUCUCUCAAAUGUGCUUAACAGCAAUCAGCCAAGUUACGCGCUCGUAUCUUCUGACCCGAGAGAGACUUCUCGCUACAUUUUAAGCGGACCGCAUGUGUUAAAACGAGGAAUCUUAAGGAGAAACACAGAGCUGACAGCGGAAAAAGGGGACUAUAUAUAUAUAUAUAUAUAUAUAUAUAUAUAUAUAUACAUAUAUAUUCAUAUCGACAGGAUAGCGGUGGUGCUGCUUGACUUGAGGUGUGGACAGGGAAAGUGGCUCUUGUUCCGACUCCAUCACUCAAGACUUUUACUGAGAGGAGUGAUUACCUAUUAAGCAACAGACUGACGAUGUGCCAGAGUGCCAGUGCGAUGUGGACACGGUGGAGUGCCAUGCUAGCGUGGAUUGUGCUUCUCCUCUGUUGCUCUGCUAGUUUAGUCAACACCAUCAACUACCAGGUUACUGAGGAGCAGCCACCCAACACUCUGAUUGGCAGCUUGGCAUCUGACCAGGGCCUGCCAGACACUGGCCACCUUUACAAGCUUGAAGUGGGUGCUCCUUACCUUCGUGUGGAUGGUAAAACAGGGGAUAUCUACACCACGGAGAUCCCAAUUGAUCGUGAGACUCUCAAGGACUGUGGCAACCUUUUCGAGGGUUAUCCUUGUUUCCUCGAAUUUGAGGUAUCUAUUACAGACCUGAUGAAAGGCACAGGACCUCGGCUUAUCGAAGGCCGCAUCGAGAUCCUGGAUGAGAACGACAACACACCACAGUUCUCUUCGCCCGUUCUAACAUUGUCGAUCCCUGAGAACACACAUGUGGGUGCACUUUUCGCCAUUUCGGUGGCCAGUGACAAGGAUUCUGGAAGCAAUGGCAUCGCUGAUUACGCACUAACGACGGGCCCUGAAGCUGCCAACCUUUUCAGCCUGCAGGUGGCACAAGACACAGAUGAGAAAUUGCCACAACUCAUUGUAUUGGGUAACCUGGACAGAGAGCAGCGUGAUUCAUAUGACCUCAACAUAAAAGUGGUUGAUGGCGGCUCCCCACCUCGCCAGAGUAGUGCCCUGCUCAGGAUCACCAUUACAGAUGCCAACGACAAUGUGCCCAAAUUUGAGAAGUCACACUACGAGGGUGAGCUGCCAGAAAACAGUCCAGUUGGUCAUUCUGUAUUGCAAGUUAAGGCCAAUGACUCUGACAUGGGGCCCAAUGGAGAAGUGACCUACAGCAUUCACCAGGCAUCACCAGCAGUCCAAAGGCUUCUAAGUAUUGACCGCAACACAGGCACAAUUUUUGUUAAAGGCUUAGUGGAUCGUGAAGAAAUUGGUAUGCUCAAGUUCUAUGUCCAGGCUAAAGACAAUGGUCCCCAAUCCAAGAGCUCCAAAGCCCUUGUGACCAUUACAGUAAAAGACCAGAAUGACAAUGCACCCUCCAUCAGAAUCCGGGGCAUUGGGCUUGUGACACAUGAAGGUGGUGUUGCUAACAUAUCGGAGGACAUGCCUGUUGGCACAGCUGUAGCUCUUGUGGAGGUAUCUGAUCGUGAUGAGGGUGAGAACGCUGUUGUGACCUGCGUUGUCGCUGGGGAUGUCCCAUUCCAGCUGCGUUCAGCUAGUGAAACAGGUAACGACCGCAAGAGGAAGUACUUCCUCCAGACAACCACACUUCUGGACUACGAACUGAUCAAAGACUAUAGGAUCGAAAUUGUGGCAGUGGACUCUGGAAACCCUGCACUGUCCAGCACAAACUCCCUGAAAGUGCAAGUGACGGACAUGAAUGAUAACUCCCCAGUAUUCUCACCCACUUUGUAUGAGGUAGAAUUUGCAGAGGAGAACCAGCCUGGUGACAAGGUUCUGGAUGUAGUAGCCACUGAUGCAGACAGUGGGACAAAUGCAGAGUUAACAUACAGUAUAAUUGGUGGAUCAGUCCCUGAGGGCCUUUUUGAAAUUAACCCUAACACAGGAGAAGUAUGUGUCAUGAGCCAGUUGGACCGUGAACAGUUAGAUCACUAUCAAUUUCUAGUUGCAGCAACUGAUAAAGGUGUGCCAAGUUUAAGAGGAACAGCCACUGUUGUUGUUAAGGUGCUCGACAGGAAUGACAAUGAUCCUAAAUUCAUGCUGAACGGUUAUAGCUUCUCAGUCCAAGAGAACAUGCCACCCCUUAGUCCAGUUGGAAUGGUAACCGUUAAUGAUCAUGAUAAGGGUGAGAAUGCUCAUGUUCAACUCUCUGUAGAACCAGACAACGGCAAGUUCAUGAUUCAAAAUGGAACAUAUACCAUCCUGUCAACCAUUUCAUUUGACAGGGAAAAGGAAAGCACCUACAGUUUCCGACUUAAAGCUGUGGAUGGAGGUGACCCACCACGUUCCUCCUAUGUUGGCAUUACCAUUAAUGUUCUUGAUGAGAAUGACAAUGCUCCAUAUGUCACCAAACCCUCCAACUCCUCAUACAAGUUCUUGGAUCCCCGGACGAGCCCGGAAACUCAUGUAGAACGCGUUGAGGCAGAGGACAUUGACAUUGGUUUAAAUUCUGAACUGGAGUUCAGUAUCACAGGGGGCAACCCCCAUGGAUUGUUCCGCAUCUCUUCAGAGGGUGAGAUUACAUUGGCUAAAGAGUUCACACCCAAACACAUUGGUCUCCACCGCUUGGUGGUAAGGGUUAAGGACAGAGGCUCACCAUCACGCCAGACAACCGCACUUGUCCACAUCUAUGUGAAUGAGACAAUUGGCAAUGUCUCCCAUGUUGAAGGACUUGUUGGACACAGUUUGUAUACACCACUUGAAAUGGACAUUGCUGGGGAUCCUGAUUAUUCACGGGACCCACAUAGUAACAUUCUCUUUGGAAUCUUGGGUGGCUUUUCAGUAGUCAUUCUGAUCAUUGUGGUGGCGAUGGUUAUCAGGCAUGUAGUGCUGAAGGAGAACAAAAGUGGCUACCAGGCAGGCAAGAAGGAGACCAAAGACCUAUAUGCCCCCAAACCAGGGCCUAAGAGCAACAAGAACAAGAAGGCUAAGAAAAGCAAAGCUCCAAAGCCUGUCAACCCAUCUGAAGAAGAUGAGGGGGCAAGCCUUCAGAAAGGCUUAAAGUUCAACCUCAUGAAUGACGGUGUCAAUGAUAGCCCUAGGAUUCAUCUGCCACUCAACUAUCCCCCAGGGAGCCCAGACCUGGGGCGACACUAUCGGUCUAAUUCUCCUCUGCCAUCCAUUCAGCUUCAACCUCAGUCACCAUCUGCCUCAAAGAAACACCAGGCAGUGCAGGACCUGCCAGCCACCAACACCUUUGUUGGAACCGGCGACAACAACUCAACAGGCUCAGACCAGUAUUCGGAUUACAGCUACAAGGCCAACCCUCCAAAAUAUAGCAGCAAACAGCUCCCGCAUCGUCGAGUGACCUUCUCCACAGCCAACCAGGCGCAAGACCUGCACGAUCCCUCUCAGCACAGUUACUAUGACAGCGGUCUGGAGGAGUCAGAGACACCCAGCAGUAAGAGUUCUUCAGGGCCCCGUAUCGGGCCCCUGGCCCUUCCCGAAGACCAUUAUGAGCGCACCACCCCCGACGGCAGCAUCGGAGAGAUGGAACACCCUGAGAAUGAUCUGAGGCCUCUUCCUGACGUGGCUAUGACGGGAAAAUGCACACGCGAAUGUACUGAAUUUGGACACUCUGAUUCCUGCUGGAUGCCCGGACAGCCCUCACCUAACCGCACCAAGAGUGCCAAUAGUGGGCCCAAGCUCUCCACCUUUGUGCCUUACCAGGAUAGGGAGGGUCAGGAGCGUCUUAUGGGUGACAGCAGCUCCAAGCCUCCGGGAGAAGAGCGGAAUGGAGGUGGGAGCAAUAAAGUGGCCAGCAUUCGCUUUCUGCCACCCUAUACUAGUGCCUAUUCUGCAGGUGGCGACGCCGACAUGGACUGCCCAUUGGAGGAGAUCCCCUUAAGUCAGACAGCCGAUUAUGCCCCUGUAGCCACACCCUCAAGCCAAGGCUCCAAAAGAGAAAUCUACCUGUGAAUCAUCUGUUGUUCGUCUGGGUUCGGUUCCACAUUUGAUCCAAUUUACUUGUGAUCAGUAAUGCCUGUGAGAGGAUAAAAGGACUCGUUGUCAAAACACCUGCUAAAUCUACUACACCAUCAGACCCCAAUUUACACAGACUGUCACAACAUGCAUCUCCAAUCCCCUCAGCCAUAAGCCUAAUGGCUGACACAACACAGCUAGAGUCCUUCUUCAAAACCCUGCACAUUGUUAGAGGCUCUGGAAGCCAAAUAGAAAGAUGAAAGAAGAAAAUAUUGAAAAAACAAACAAAAAACAAAACAAAACAAAAAAAUUGUGAAUACAACAAGAACACAACCCAGUGUAAACUUCAUAUGAAAGAAUGUAAGGACAAUUUUUAAGUGAACUUUGUGAUAAUUUAAUGUCAAGGGAAUAUUCCUUUUGGAUUUAAUGUUUUUUUUUUUUUUGCUGACUUUUGUAAUUUAUACUGUAUACAUUCAUUAUAUAUAUAUAUUACUUCUGAUUCAGUAGUUAUACAGAGACUGUAGUUAUGCUUACCUAAAACAUGUACACUGAGCUACACAUACGAGUUGUUCCACAUUUUGGUUUGUUUCUUUUAUUUGUUUUUCUGUGUGUAUAUAAGUGCGUAUGUAUCCCCACUAAGAACUUUUGAACUCAAGAAGAACUAGAAAACCAAAUUCUGGCAAUCUAAGGGGGAACGUUAUGUUUUUGCACACUUUAUUAAAGAGAAAACAUAUUCACCAUUCUUUAAGCACUGAAGGGUAAAUGUUUAUUAUAUUUGUCUUUUUCAUAGAAGCUCUUUUCUUAAUGUACAGUGAUGUAAAUAGCACACACUAAUGAAGGAACAGUUUUGAUUUCCCAAUGAUUUACUUGUACAGAACUUCGAAGCUCCAGCUUCGUCCUUGUUGAUAGUAGAAUAGUAUUUGCCUCCCUGUCAGUAUAAGAAGGAUAGCAGUUUUGGUCCGCAGAAUGCUAAAUAUAAUCCAUAGCAGGAGCCUCAGCUGUCUUACAUGUGACUCGAGUGAACAGAAUUUGGGGCAAAAUCAAGGGAAGCCCAUGGAUUUCAGCAGGUUUAUAUUAUGUGAUUUGUCAUUUUUGAAAAGUUGCCAUUGCCCCAUGAUGGUCUUCAUCAGUUCCCAACGGAGGCCUUGUGGAAGCAUAACUGGCUCUCACACUAACUGUUCUUUGUGACACUCCCAUAAUUCAUCAAAAGACUGUUGCGGGAUCUUGAGGGACCAAAGCCCCUUGGAAGAGCUUUGUUCAACCAUCCCAUCCUUAGGAAGGAGCAACAACUUUUUUUACCAUAAACACUGAACUAUCCAUAUACUGUGCAAUAGCCUACUUGUUUUUAAACAUGUGAAACUUUGUUGUGUAGAUUUGUGGUUGUACCAGAGAUUUCAUUCUCUAUGGUGGGUCCGAUCCUGACAGAAAUAGAUCAGUUCGAAAAUAGUGACUACAGAACAUUUCUAUUAGAAAAUAUAGGCUUGACCACAUUCAAAUUGUAUUCAACAUAUCCAAAAUACUAUAGGAUCUCGAGAUUCUGUUUAAGUGUGCUUUGAGCCGACAUUGCAUGACUCCUUCAGUGAGCUUAGGAAGAGAUUUAAGCUUGCCUACAUUGUGUUAAAGGAAUUGUUCACCCAAAAAAUUAUCAUUCUCUCAUCAUUAAUAUACCCUUAUUUUGUCUAAACUCAUAUGCCUUUUUUUUCCUUCCCCUGAACACAAUCAAAGAUAUUUUAAUGGAGAUGUCUGUUUGUCCAUACAAUUCAAGUGAAGUGAUCCAAAUGAGUUUGGAUGGGAACAGACCAAAAUAUAACUCCUUUUUCACUGAAAAAGGAGUUAUAUUUUGGUCUGUCCUGCAGGUGGUUGUAGAUGGUGGUUUUAGAUUAUGGGUGUUUGCACCGCUCCUUCUGCAAAGCCACACUGGCCUAAAUGGGGUGGUUUCCUGAGUUGAGAUAAUUAACUGAUCUGAAAGCAGGGCUUUCAGGAAUAGUUUACUGGAAGUUCUUUUAAGGCUAUUACUAAUAGCAGCUGAUGGUAACAAUGAUUGCUUCAGAGGCAAUGCAGGUCAGCGAAAGCUAUAAUGAGCAUUAGAGGCCCGAGCUACACACAAUAUGUGCACUAUAAUUUACAACAUAUCACACAGUUAAGUAGCCACUUAAAACCGGCUCUUCACCUCCAGUGAAGUAAAGCCAGAUUUUGCAACUCUGUAGGUGUUGACAGGUUUACAGCGCACAUGGUUGUGCUGAGGUGUCUCCAGGGUUCAAUAUUUGAUGUAAAAGCCUCCUUUUUAAAAAAACUUCUUUUAAGUAAUUAAAAGCAGAAAAACAACCCAACACUCCAAGGCUGUUGUCUCGAGUGAGAGCUACAGUUGAUAUGACACGUUAAGCAUUGCAAUUCUUUCAUGUGUGUGGAUUUAUUUAGUUCACGACUGACCCCUUGUUUGAGCACUGGCAGAAUGACGAUAGAUCACUAUAAUGUCCCUCUUAAGUAAACAAGACAUUUUUCCUGCUGUCGGGGUCUUUGGUGUCUGUGUUCCUCAACAACAUCUUUGGAUAAGCAUUGCUGAGCUCACCACAGCCUAGCGGCAGACUAGGGGAGAAAUCAAGUGCCCUCACCUGGUCUGUCCUUCCAAAAAUAUAAGUGCUGGUUUGGGCACAUCAACACUCUCUCACUAGUGUUACAGGGGUUUUAAAAGGAUAGUUCACCCAAAAAUCACUAUUAUAUAAUUUAAUAACCCUCAUGUUGUUCCAAACGCAUUUGAUUUUAUUUCUUCCAUGAAACAAAAAAGGAGAUAUAUAUAUAAGAAUGUACUAGUCAUUUUAUCCAUGCCGUUAUAUCCAAUAGCUGCAUUUCCCCUAUCGGUCCAAAUUAGGGCGUGCUAGUGUGUGACAGUUGCAUUUCCACUGUCACUUCCAGGGCUUCAUCAUGCCUCAUCAGGGCGUCCUUGGGGCCAAUGGUCAAGCAUCUUUGGCCCACCGAUUACCCUUGGGCCAAAGUAGGCCAACUGGUGAUUGAAGAUGUGUCAGUGUCAAAGGCGAUGUUUUGCUUAGUCAGGUCUUGCUUUUCACCAAGCAAAGACUAAAAUAAGCAAACAAAUGGCAGCUUCAGUCUCCACCAUGUUCAUUUGGAAGGCUAGCGAGUCUCCAGAGUCUGAUACCUCAGUUUGAGAUUCCCUCUUGCUUCUGAAAUGGGCAGGGUGUGUGAUGUUGGCACCAGGGCAGUGUAUUAAGGGCAGGUUUAGGGCAACGCUGCAGGAUUAUUGGCCCAAUGGUGGGAACACAGAUUGAUUUUGGACUCACAGCUCGAGGUCUGAGGCUAUUGGCCCCGGUUGUACAGUUGAUAGUCCUGGCUCACACUGGCCUGAUAGUGGAAACAGAAUGCAAAAGCACCAUAAAAGUAUGACUUGAUCUUUAAGACUGGAACAGUCUGAUUUGUAAAUGAAUCAUUUAGACUUAUUUUGUAUAGAAAUGUUUCAAAAACACGAUUUGCUCCCGAAUCCAACAUUGUUAUUUCUCACAUGAACUCUCAUGAAUGCACCAAGGAGAGCUAGGGCGAAUGUCAAGAUUUUCAUGAAAAACAAUUAAAAUUUCAGUCUGUUUCUCAUACAAAGCUUUUGCAUGGUUUCAAAAGACAUAUAUCAUGUUGUAUUUACAUAAUUUUAUUGUUCCUUUCUGAAUCUUGAAAGCUUCAGGCUCCAUUCUUUAUAUUUGCAGUAGAUUCCUCCAUUUCUUUUGUGUUCCUAGGAAGAAAGUCAAAUGGGUUUGGAACUAAACAAGGAUGAGUUACAAAUGACAGAAUUUUCAUUUUUGGGUGAUCUAUCCCUUUAAAUUUUCAUCAUCAUUAAAUUAUUCUUUGCACACAUCUAUGUUGUCGUUUCAGUUAUUUUAAUCAUUCCAGCUACUACUGACCUCGGAGCUGUUUCUGCAGUGACAACAGGUUGCUUGAGCUUCAUGAACCCAAAUGCUGCAUGACAGUUAGUCAGUCACUUGUUCCCACUGGGAAAACCUGCAGUUUAUCCCUGGAGAACAACUGUCAGAUACAGCUAGGUCAAAUCAUUCGGAGUGAGUGUGCGCUCCUGUUUGUGAGUACGAAAUUUUUUUUGUGUGCACACCUGUGUAGUGUAACUGUGUAGAUACAUGGAGAGAAUUGCUCACUGCCUUUACAUUGGACACUAUGCAGAUAAUUUGAUGGAAAAACAUUAUGACAAAUAACAUCUUAUACAAUGUUUAUCUUGCUUUCUUGUUGCCCUGUAAAGAUUUGUACGCACAGUGUAUAAGGAGAAAGACGGUCCACUGGGUCAGUCUUUUAUCACUGUACUAAAAUUUUAGCUGUUAUUUUGAUAUUUGGCAGCAAUUUAUUCUACUUUUCUGUGAGAUAUGUUCUGUUUUAGUUUUUUUGGAACUUUUUUUCUUAACUCAAAGAGACCAGUGUUAAAUAAAGUCCCAUCUAUGGCUCAAAAAUAUAUACUCAACCGUUUUUGUUUAAUCGUUUGUGAGAAUUUAAAACAUUGUUACUCUGAACUAUUAUCUAAUGUUAUUUCAUACCAAACAUAAUUGCUUAUUUUUUGUUUUCUCCCCAUUUUUUCAGCUCUUUUAUACAUUCCAUGCAACACGGUUUUGUUUUGUGCAAUACAAUGUGUCCUGCUUUCUCUGUUGUAUUAAAAAUCUUCAUGAAAAAUUCACAUUGCGAUAUACACAUUUAUUAUUUUAUUUUUAAGAUGUCCAACAACUGUACAGUGAUGAGCACAAUGUAAAUCACCUCUAUUUUAAGCCAACAACUUUUGUCUUAUUUUGGGUUUCCCAAAGCAGAUACUCUACAUAGCAUCUAUCCUUCUUUGGGUAUAUGGCCACCUCAUGAACAGGCUCAGCAAUCAGCACAUUUUUAGCAAUGAUUUUGGGGCAAAAUCUGCAGAAUUCCAGUCAGUCAAUUUAAAGAAGCCAAAAUGUGUUCAACAGAGCAGUGAGCAAUCUUAUUAGUGGCUGAAAGCGUGAUCAGAGUAGCCAAAUUAUUUAAUAAAAUUAGCAUGAAAGGAGCAGGGGUGCUUUUUGAAUGAUAGACAUUCCAGUUUUGUGGAAAUCUAUUGCACUUUCUGAAGAAUUCUGUAGGCACAGAUUAUGUAUGGGCCUGCUCAUGACUGAUGUUAAAUUUCACCCAACUGUAAUCUCCAUUUAAUUUGUGCUGAAUUGUUUGAUUACAUGCAAAUCAAUCAAAUCUUAUGUGACUUAAGUAUCAAUUAUUUUGCCUGACACAUGGACUCAUAUUGGUGGAAAGCCACCCGCUGCAUUUGUCCAGGUAUUAGGAGUUAUGAACGAACAUGUUAUAAUGUUGUAAUGUCACCAUGCAUAAUGAGGCUCACCAUUCAUCUCUGAGCAUAACAGAAGUAGAGAUAAACAGCAUCAUUCUAGCCCUGGAGAAAGAUUCAAAAUUAAACCAGUCAAUUAUUUUGCGAAGUGUUGGAUGAGUGGCUUCAACAUUUCGACUUUAGUCCUGAAAUGAACUGAGAACACUUAAGCGGUCCGUGGGUGUCUUCAUAAGAUCUCGAUAUUAAAACAUCCACACAAAGUAAUUGAAGAACAGCCGACAUUUAAAUAGAUCAAUACAGGAAGUAUGAGUUUGUAGCCUUAGUGUUGGUUAUAUUUAUAUCGAAACGCUUGUGAUGCCUUGUUUUCGUUGUACAGUUUUAUGUACAUGCUAAUAAUGUGGCUUUUUGAAAAUAAAUAAAAAAAUAACAUGUUGAAAAGCAAAUCUAAAUUGUAAAAUAUUUUUCAAAGUAGAGUAUGUUAGAAUGGGAGUGGUUGGGGUUUUGGGUGCACAAAAAUGUUGUGCCCGUGUGUCUAAAAUGUCCUAAGUAACCAUUCACUGGCUUCUAGUCUUUUUCCAAGAGUCUUAUUUUUAAAUUUUUUGAGUUCUGUGGUGUUUGCAAAGCAAUGGCUUUUGAAGAGUUUUAGCCCUUAUUUGUUCUGUUAUGUUCUUAUCAACAUCCGCAUGUUAAACACGAAGAGGAAGAAAAAAAGAGAAGAAAAAAACCUACUGUCUUUUAUUUUUGCUGAGCAAAUCAAAGAAAUAAUAUCUUGUAAGUACUCCUUCCUUUACAAUAAAAUA
Molecule: messenger RNA, 10375 nt
Organism: Xyrauchen texanus (razorback sucker)
Lineage: Eukaryota; Metazoa; Chordata; Actinopteri; Cypriniformes; Catostomidae
Gene: pcdh1b
Product: protocadherin 1b
Exons: 5
Coding region: 638-4273 (1211 amino acids)
Biological process (GO): homophilic cell-cell adhesion
Cellular component (GO): plasma membrane
Molecular function (GO): calcium ion binding
Source: RefSeq, a predicted model, not a curated record